AUGAAGGAAUUCCCGAGGAAGUUUCUCAGCCUACGGGAUAAGAGCGGCGAGCACCAUCGCAGCAAGUCAGCUCCUCCCGCAAAUAAGGCCCGUCCCCUCUCUGCAGAAGCGUUUCGCUCGAUAUUCAAACCCGACCAUGCGAAACAAACCCACCAAAAUGAGGUGGACGCUGCGAGAGAGGUCGCCAAGAUUGAGGAUAUCCUGCACCGUUUGGAUCAAUUACAUAUUAUGAACAUCACCGAGGAGCAUGUCCGAGACAUCUUGGGGACCAAAUUCGUCGGUGGAGACCUGGAACGCGCUGUCCAAUUCAUCGAUAUUGAGAAAAAGUCUUCUUCUGGGAUUAUAAUUCCCUACGACCCAAGUGUCCAGAUGGUUGGUGCCGAGAACCGCAGUGCUGUUACCUGUUAUAUAGACUCCCUUCUCUUCGCCAUGUUCUCCAAGUUGGACGCCUUCGAGUGCAUGCUCAAAACCGAUUUCCCAGAGGACGAUCCUAGGCAUAGACUCGUCAUCCUUCUGCGCAUAUGGGUCAACAUGUUACGGACGGGCAAGCUGAUUCGUACAGACUUGACCAAACUAAUACAAGAUUCCAUGGCUGAGUGUGGUUGGCCAGAAGCUCGCCUUUUAGAACAGCAAGACGCUUCCGAAGCAUUUGCAUUUUUUACAGAAAAGCUAGAGUUACCACUCCUUUCACUACAAGUUGAUUUAUUUCACCAAGGCAAAUUCGACAAGGACGACCACAAGAUCGUUUAUGAGAGAUUAUUGAACUUGGCAGUGCCAUCAGAUUCCGAUGGCAACGGCAUUAAGUUAGAAGAUUGCUUAGAAGAGUAUUUCAAUACCCAAGUCGACGUCCUUAGAGACAGCGAGGAAGCAAAGAAGUUGUCGAUUGCGGAGGACGGCACUCUAAAUUCGCCUUCUCAGCUAUUGAUACCCAACCAAAUCCAGCUGAUUAGGGAUGGAGAAAGCACCGCGGCACCUGCAGCCAUGACAUUAUCCCCAGUCGAGAUGUCGCCGUCGAAGCCACUGCCAGAUGUUCCUCUGAAAACGAACAAGGAAGAGAAAGCCAAAGAAGAAACUCCAGAAGAAGGGGAUAAAGAGAUGACAGCCGGUGAGAAGGUUGACGAGAAAAAGGCCGAAGAGAAGAAGCUUGACGAGGAAGAAGUAGAGGACAAGGUUGAAGAGAAAAAGGAUGAAGUGGAAGCUCCGUCAUCGGAUCAGGUCAAUGGAACGAGCCAGAAUAGCACUCUUGGCGAAACAUCGCAGUCAACUGUUGUGGCUGAUCAAUCAGGGGCAUCUUCUUCUCGGAUGACGAUUCGGCAUAGGUCAACCAGCGUCAUUCAACGAGUCAUGCUGGAUGACAGAGGCCGCCCAGCCAGUUCUGAGAACAUACGCAAGAGGCUGAGUUUGAAAGGGUCUACCGUCAUCAAGGCGGUCACAAUACCUGCAUGGCAAUUCUUCCGCCUAAUUCCCUGGCACGCAGUCAACAACAGCACCGAGCCUCGGAACAAUGUCGAAGUAGCAAUGAAUCUUGAUCAGCGCCCAGUCGUAGGCAUUUGCUUGAAACGAUAUGCCAUGACCGAGACUGGCCUACCUAAGCGCCAUAAUACUUAUAUCGACAUCCCCGAGAGCAUGAGACUUCCUCACUUUAUGCUCGCCGACGGCCCACACAUAGAAGAGGAGACUAAUGGGUUAGCGACAGAGUAUAAACUUGUCCUGCAAUCGAUUGUCUGCCACCGAGGCGAUUCUUUACAAAGCGGUCACUACAUUUCGUUUGCCAGGGUCGCCCCGAAGCUUCUAACAGACAAUAGGAGGCAUGAUUUUGAUCCACCUCCAGACUACGAAGAAGCACAGUGGGUGAGGUUUGACGACCUCGAUAUCGGCAGACGAGUCACGUUUGUCGACGACAUCAAAGAAUCCCUAAAGGUCGAGAUGCCGUACCUGCUUUUCUAUCAGAUUGUACCUAUGGUCGACGCACCUUGCCCAACAGAAAGCACAGAGGGCAGGCCGCCGUCUUAUGACGAGUCAAAGAAAAGUCUUGAGAUACUGCGCUCCACAACUAGCGAUGAAACACCCUCCAGUUCGACUCAUGGACUGGUAACGCAUCACGAACAUCAAGCAUCAGCCUCUACCCAAGCCCUGAUAGCGCAUCCACACCAUGAGCAGCAAGCUUCAGCUUCUACUCAAGCAUUGGUAUCGCACCACGAGCACAAAGCCUCAUCUUCUACUCAAGCAUUGGCAACUCACCAUGAAAAUCAAGCUUCAGCUUCGACUGGUCGUCUAGGUCAAAGCAAAACACCCAGCAUCAGGCUAUCUGCAGAAGUUGAGCGCCCAUCUCGCAAGUGGCUGGAGGGCAUUAGCAUGAACUUUGGUGGUUCAUACGUGGAGUCGGUCAUCUCCCGUCGCCAGAGCGUGGCGCUUACCGAUUCUGCUGUUCACACACCAUCCAUAACUCCGGAUGCUGGGUCGCCUGCCAUGGCACCGGUUGACGAACCAACGUCUUCAAGAUUAUCGCGUGCCGCAUCGCGCUUCAACUUGGGCAAACAGAGUCGUCCUGCUAGCCAAUCGGGCGAGGGCCGCAUCAGUCUCAACCUGAGUCGCUUUGGUGGUUUGAUUAAGACCAGCAAAGAGCCGCUGCCGGAACCACCAGUACUGAAUAUUUCGACUGCAAACUCAACAGGGCAGCCUAGUCCACAGCCUGGGUCGCCCACAUCACUCGAGAAGCAGCUGCACCAUCCCCCUGGCAGUGAGAAACAGGACAAGCCUGAAAAGACAGAAAAAGCUGAGAAGCAAAAACACAGGAGAAAGAAGUCCAAAGAAAAGAACGAGAAACAGAAGACGGGCGAUCAACCAGAGCGGGAGUGUGUAGUGAUGUGA
This is a messenger RNA of Trichoderma harzianum CBS 226.95, 2871 nucleotides long. RefSeq lists its product as hypothetical. Gene Ontology annotation, cellular component: cytosol; nucleus. Gene Ontology annotation, biological process: protein deubiquitination. Gene Ontology annotation, molecular function: cysteine-type endopeptidase activity; cysteine-type deubiquitinase activity. The transcript has 5 exons. The coding region runs from base 1 to 2871 and encodes 956 amino acids. The record is from RefSeq and is a predicted model, not a curated record. NCBI's taxonomy places the organism in Eukaryota, Fungi, Ascomycota, Sordariomycetes, Hypocreales, Hypocreaceae.